UAUGUAAAGUGGCUGACAUCCAGACAUUUGGGUAUGAAAAAGCACUUGGUCCUUUGUUGAGAGACCUCCGUACCCUUGAACAAGAUGGGAUAUUCAUUGAGUCUAUUGGUAAGGUAGUUCAAGGAACAGUCAUGUGUGUGGUGUGUGACAAUCUUGCAGCCCAUGAGUUGGCAGGCUUUUCAAAGUCUUUUAGAGCAGAACACUUUUGCAGGUUCUGCAAUGCAACACAAGUUAAACUUCAGACUCAUGAAGUUGCAAGCGGCGAGUUCAGUCUUAGGACAAAAGACAGCCAUAAUAGUGAUGUGCAUGCCGUAAUGCAUGGGGUCAGUCGGAGUCAAAAUGGUGUUCAGGCAGAUUGUGUCCUGAGACAGCAACUAGAGCAUUUUCAUACUGUCACUGGCUUUCCACCUGAUGCCCUCCAUGAUCUUUUGGAGGGCAUUGUGCCCACAGAGCUCGCCCUGUGUAUUGGAGAGAUGAUCCGUCGCAAAUACUUCACCCUUGAAUAUUUGAAUGACAGAAUUCUGUCAUUUCCCUACCAAGGAACAGACAAGCUUGAGAAACCUCAUAAAAUACCACAGAGCUUUGCUUUAAAGAAAAGCAUUGGUGGUAAUGGCCAUGAAAAUGCCACAUUGCUUAGACUGCUCCCUUUGAUUAUUGGAAAUGCUGUUCCUGAAGAGGAUGGGAUAUGGACUGUGCUAAUGGACUUAAAAGAGGUAGUAGAGUUAUCACUGUCCUCAGAAUUCACAGAGGAGUCCAUCCAGUAUUUACAGUCGAAGAUCCAAGAUCAUAGACAGAUGCUGAAAGAAGCCUUUCCAGAUUUCAAACUCCGUCCUAAGCAUCACUACAUUGAACACUAUCCUGACCUUAUACGUCUUUUUGGGCCCCUUGUACACUUGUGGACAAUGAGGUUUGAGGGAAAACACAGUUUUUUCAAGAGAGUUGUACACGAUACACAAAACUUUAAAAAUGUGUUAAAAACACUCGCCGACAGGCAUCAGUACCUGGUAGCAUUUCAUCUCAGUGCCUCAGGAUUCUUCAGACCUCACCAGCAAGCAUCAAAUGUCUCCUCUGUACUGGUAUCAAUGCUUCCAGAUGUUGCAAAGACGUAUGUUAAACAAAUAACAGCAAGCAAUGUUAUUUACAGCACAUCAAAGAUCUGUAUUGAUGGAACUGAUUAUAAUGUAGGAAUGUUUUUGUCUGUUGGACAAGAGGGAGGACUGCCUAAGUUCUGUAGAAUUGAACAGGUUCUCCUGGUUAAUAGUAGUGUUGUCUUUCUUUGCCAAAGGCACAUAUCGCACUACAUUGAACACCUGAGAUCUUACAAACUUUUCCCAAAUAAUCUGGCUGUUCACACCCCAUCAGAGCUAAAUGACAAAACACCUCUCUGUGCUUACAACGUAGAUGGAAGAUUGCUCUUGACACCAAAACGUUUCAUAUUAUUACAGUGAAGAUUUGUUGAAGCAGGUUAACAGCUGACUUCAACAUUCUCUUGGAGCUGUCCUGAGCAGUGGGUCCAUGAAUAAACUGCCUCACUCCAGCAGGUGUCCUUCCAUACUUCCCAUUGUUCAAGAACUAAAAGAUGGCUGCUGCCCAGAAGCAUGUGCUGCGUGUGUAUGUUGAACGAGACACCGCCCUGAAACUUACUCUACUUGAGCGACCAAAGUCAGUGGAGGAGCUGAAAGAAAUAAUUCAAGAGAGGUUCAAGCCAAGACUGGAUGGGGACUUUAGCCUUCACUAUGAGGAUCCGGACUUUGAUGGUGAUCUUUGUCUCCUUGUGGACAUCCAGGAGUUACCAGAGAAGGGUACAUUAAGAGUUGUCAGACCUGAAAGCGACACCUUCUCUACUGCAUCUUCUGACACAGACAUACUCCCACAUGUACCUGCGAUACAGCGCCAGAAGAGUUGGCCUGAUGAAUUUGUUGUUCCUAGUUUUGGUUAUGAAAUGGAUCAUAUACUAGAAGAAGGAAAUCGAGUUUAUGAAGAAUCAGGAAAAUUGCUGAAGUUAAAGAGAUCACAGAAGAGUGAAAUCCUUAAAAAAAUGGCAGAAACAAUCUACAGUUUUAAAGCAUACGCACAUGACAAGGAAUUGGCAAUGACUGCUCAAGCUUUGAUUAGAGCUCAUCCAUGUCUCAGAAUGACAGCUGGUGAAGACGGGGCGUUGGGAUGGAAACGCCACAUGGGGUACAAGCUUGCAUCUUACCGUAACAAUCUGGCCAAAGCUGGGGUUGCAGAAGUAGCCAUCAACACAGGGAGGCGGAGCCGAAACAACCCCAACAAUGAUCACCCCCAUCAAAACAUAAAGAAAGCUCGAAAAGCUGAGGUCAACUACAUCACCAACCUACCGAAGGAUCAAACCCCAGCCUCUCUGGAAAAAAUGAGAGAACAGAUCAUGCAUGAAGUCGAAAAGACUGAGAGAAACUACUUAGUCAUAGGCAAGCUCAUGGACACAACCUAUGCCCUACGUCGCCAAGAAAUUGUUGGAGCUGUUGUAGCUCCACGAGUGAGAGACGUCGUGGACAGAUGGCCAGCCCUACUUAUGGAGUCACAGAUGGUUGCAGAGUUCCACCGAAUCAACAAUGUUAACCUGCGCACUCAAUUCUACAAGGAGCUGGACAGACACACGCCUAGACUCAUCACUUUGUUCCGAGACAAGGCCAUCAAGACUGGCAAGAUUGCAGAGGAGCUAGCAAAGCUCAUGAGAAUUUAUGACAUUCGGGAACAGCAUGAUGUAAAUACAAGACGGGCCCUCGUCCUUCGUGCACUUCCUGUGUACCUGCGUGAAGAUGCCUCCACGUUAUUCAGGACUUGUGAUUCAGCAGAUGGUCCAGACCUCACUGACACUCCUGUGGCUCUGCUGACAGUUGUCACGGAUGACACUACUGAUUCGGCCCUCUUCAGUCCCGAAAGCAUCUGCAUUGUCGUUGAGGAUGAAAUACUUGUGAAUGGUCCCACAAAUCUGGCUGACUCAUUUCUCCUGCUCUUUGGGUACAUCUAUGCACUAGACCUACAAUACCCAAAGAAACUUGAGCUUACAUUCACAUUUAUCCAGAAGGUUGUGAUGUGCCUUGAGGACAACAAACCACUGAAAGGGCGUCUACUGACGCUGAAGAAUGAUUUGUUCAAUGAGUGAAUCACUCAGAAUGGACUACUUGUUGAGCUGAGUAUUGAGGAAGCUUUUUUGUUUGUUUGUUUUUUUUCCUAAUCAUUUGGCUUUUCUACUUCAAAUUUAAAGUGAAUGACUGCUCAUUUUGUGGAAUAUUCAUGUUUAACGUUGUGUUGCCUAAUACCUUAAUGCACUACCUGACGUUUGUUCCCAGUUAUGUACAGUUGUAUAAACCAGUACAAAUCUGGAUUCCUCAUUUCUCCUGCUUUUUGGGUAGUUCUGUGCAGUAGACCUACAAUACGCAGACUCUCGAGCUUUUAUUCACAUGUAUCCAGAAGGUUGUGAUGUGCCUUGAAUACAACAAACCACUGUUAGGUCGCUUACUGAUGCAGAAGAAUUUGUUCAAGUGAAUCACUCGGAAUAGACAACUCGUUAAGCUAAGUAUUGAAGGUUUUUCUUGUUUUGUUUUGUUUUAUUUUUAACCAUUUUUUACCAUUUGCCUCUUCUACCUCACAUUUAAGAUGAAAGACUGUUCAGUUCAUGCACUAUUCAUGUUUAAUGUUCUGUUGCCCAAUACCUUAAUGCACUGCCUUGAUGUUUGUUCCCUAUAAGUACAGCAGUGGAAACCAGUACGGUUUUUUAUGUAUUUUUAAAAAAGAAAGUGAGCUGCAGCUGUCAAGGUACAGUAAGUGUUAAAUGCCUCAAUGUUCUAAUAGCUGCAAUUGCUGUUAAUACUGAAAAUGUUGAAUUUUAGACUUGAGAUGGAGACCCUUGGAGUCUUUUUCUCUUGUUUUAUUUAUGAAGCACUUUUUUAUGAGUGAGCUCUGUUGUUUGUGCCUUUUUAAAAGCACAUUGUGUUUAAUAAAAAGUUAAAUUGUUAGUGUUGUUACUUUCAUGUUUUCUAACACUUUUAGCUGAUUAUAAUUUACUGGGCAAACAGUUUAGA
Messenger RNA from Oreochromis aureus, 4049 nucleotides. RefSeq lists its product as uncharacterized. Lineage: Eukaryota; Metazoa; Chordata; Actinopteri; Cichliformes; Cichlidae. The record is from RefSeq and is a predicted model, not a curated record. Bases 1580 to 3130 code for a protein of 516 amino acids. The transcript is spliced from 5 exons.